AGGGAGGAGAAUGGGCUUCCAGGGAUAGCAUCUUUGAUAGAGCAGCGCUGGGCAGGCUCAGGGGAGCGGAGGGAAAGCUCCAGCCUGAUACCUGCCAGGCUGAGUCCCCUGAAAGAAAGGGCCGAGAAGGUGCAAGGGCCAAAGGGAAGUGGCCCUGGGAGCACGAGCUGUAGAGGGGAGAGAAGGAGGGCAAGUCAUAGCUGCCGCCAGAAGGUCCCUGGGCCAGGACCGAGAGUAGGGUCCCCUCCUCCCACUUACACUUCACCUGGCUGUGGAGGAGCAUGGCCUGAUACAGACUGUGGCUUGCCCCUGAGGCAAGGGGCUAGACUCCGGGGCUGCAGUUGGCCAUGAGGGCAGGUGCAGACUGAGGACUGUGGAUACCCCUGGAAGUGGAGCGCAGCCAGAGGGCUGGGUCCAGAAGAGGAUGCCACAAGUCAGGAAGCAACACGGGUCCCAGACAGCACAGCAGAGCAGACAACGGGUGAAACACCACCGGCAGAGGGCACUCCACAGCUGGACAGAGCUAAUUCCUGGAGCAACCAGCAGGAGGCGCCGCGAUGAGGAAACCCAGUCCCUCAGAUCUGGAAUAUGAACCUUAUUUGACCACAUUGAUCAUGGCUUCCCCAGAUGUGGAGUGCACAGUGGAUAAAAGUUCUUUGCCCAAAGUUGGUGCAGAUGAUUUGCACCAGACCGUGCCAGCAGAUUUAUCUCCGGACAUUAAAUGCCCUGUGUGCUUGGAAAGAUUUGACAAUAUGUUUUGCUUAAACCCUUGCUUAUAUAAGUCCUGCUUUUCUUCUGUCCAGGAGUGGUCAGAAGCCAAAGCAGAGUGCCCACUCUGCAAGCAGCCUUGCCAGUCUGCGUUUCACAGUGCAGGGUCUGAAGAAGAUUCAAAGGAAUAUGUCUCUAUGCCUUCAGAAAAUUGCGCUUUGUCUAAACUUGAUCUGUGCGGACUUCCCUAUCCCACCUCAAGAGAAACUGAUACCGCAGUUUCUCUUUGCAGGAGUUCCUCAUCUCAACUGACUGAAGAUAUGACAUCAAAUAUUCAGUUUUCUGAUCAACGAAUACAUCGAGGAGAUCACGAAAUUCAUGAAGUGAUAGGAUUGUUUGCAAUAAGGAGACAGAUUAGUGCAGAUAGAUCAUACCUGGGACCAAGUCAGAAAGAGUCUGCAUUUCAUUUCAUCCCAGUUUUGCAGCGCUUUGGAGUACAGGUUCAAGAUCCUCAUCCUCACAGAGACUUUUCAGCCAGGUCACAGAUGCCAAGCCUAAUGAACAUGAUAGUGGUGCUGGUUUCUUCUGGUGUUUUACUAUUUGUCUGUUUUUAUUUGUAUUUAAGUGUUAUUCUGUUACAUAAAUAAAACCCAGUUG
Messenger RNA from Dermochelys coriacea (leatherback sea turtle), 1365 nucleotides. Its product is annotated as E3 ubiquitin-protein ligase Topors-like. Gene Ontology annotation, biological process: protein polyubiquitination; protein monoubiquitination. The transcript is spliced from 3 exons. Bases 558 to 1355 code for a protein of 265 amino acids. NCBI's taxonomy places the organism in Eukaryota, Metazoa, Chordata, Testudines, Dermochelyidae. Gene Ontology annotation, molecular function: ubiquitin protein ligase activity. The record is from RefSeq and is a predicted model, not a curated record.